Messenger RNA from Drosophila bipectinata, 2440 nucleotides. RefSeq names its product dim gamma-tubulin 6 (gene dgt6). Gene Ontology annotation, biological process: spindle assembly. Gene Ontology annotation, cellular component: HAUS complex; mitotic spindle microtubule. The record is from RefSeq and is a predicted model, not a curated record. Lineage: Eukaryota; Metazoa; Arthropoda; Insecta; Diptera; Drosophilidae. Gene Ontology annotation, molecular function: microtubule binding.
AUUAAGUGACAAAGCCGAAACUUCAAACGAAACCGCCAUAUUUUGGAUUAUAAUUUAAUAGAAAGGCUAUAAAAAUGGAUCGCACGGUCAUCGCGCCCUGGAAGGCGGAAGAGAAGGAGCAGAGUGAAAGACUCUACAGAAAGUUGCAGGGUCUGGCCCUGGUCCACCCGAUGCCCGAUGAGAUGAAGAAACUCCUGAAUUGGGACAUGUUCCUGAAGCCCAACCAGGCUGCCUUCUUCCACGUCAUGUACUAUCUCUUCCGCCUGCUGGAUCCUGCGGAAUUCAAGCGCCGCUUUUUCUGGCCCAUCACGGAUAAAAAGUCUGAGGCCAACUUUCGGUCCAGCACGGUGGAGUAUCUGAAGCAUCUGAAUGAGAAACACCAACUCCAGUGGACCAACAUCAAAUCAUAUCUGGUGGUGAUGCCCGGAGGCAUGAGGUUCAUUAACUUCCUACUAGAAUUUGUGGGAUUCGUGAUCAGGGAGCUCAUAAAGCAGCGGGAAAAGUCGCUGGCAGAUUCCGAUGUGCAGAAUGCAGACGUUAAGGCGAUGGCCCGCCAAAACGCCGUCAUGAAGGACUACGCCUCAGACUAUGUGGCGAACCUGGAGGAGAAUAUGGCUCUUUUGAAGCACAAUACCCAGAAGAUCAGGCGAACAAUAGAAGAUCUGGCAAAGGAAGCUGGUAUACCCGAGGAGCUGCUUUUGGACGAAAACUUUCUGGAGGAGUUCGAGGCCAGCAAUCGAAGGGCUUUAGAACGAAAAAUAUCUCAACCGGCGGAGAAGGAUUUCAAACUUGAAGAAUCUCUGUGUGGUCUCAAGGAGGACAUUGAAAAGUUCCAAGCCAAGCAGUCUGAGCACAAUCGACGAAAGGAAGCGGUGGAUAGUGUCCUAAAUGGGUUCCGUGGGAUUUUCGGUUCCGAAACAUUCACAGAAGAAGAUUUUGAUAAUCCUCUAAUUGGAUCUAAAAUUGAAGCCCUGGUGAAGGCUUUCAACCAAGUGAGCAGCACGGUGGCCGAGCAACUGGAUGCCAACGAUCACUACAACGAGUCCAACGAGUUUGUCACCACAGAUCUUCAGGCGCUGCGCGUAGAGGUGGCCCAGAUUGAGAGCCAACUUACCAACGUCCAGAAAGACCUUAAUACGCAACUGCACCAGAUCAGGGAACGAAAGGAGGCGGAGGAAAAAGAAAAAAGAAUGGGUGCUCUGGCUUCGACUCAACUUCAACUACCAACUACGCCCCGUUUGGAAAGCCGCUUUCAGGACAUUGCCUCAAAAUUUGUGUCCACCCCGCCGAUUAGGAUCGACUUGGCGGGUGCCAGUGGAAGCAGUGCUCCAGUACGCCUGGCCCUCCAGGAUGACUACCAUGCCAAGCAGUUCGACGCAUUUAGCAAUAGCUUAUUAGCGCCCGCUCCUCCUCGGUCCGCGCGCAAGCCCAAGGGCCUCGACCAGUCGACGUCUGUGGAUCUUAAUGGGACAAUGAACCGGUCCAAGAUCAACGAUCCCAUGGAAUUGCUGCGCACCAUUCAUAAAAACACAAACAAGCCUAGGAACGCCCCGCAAGCCAAUAUCUCUUCGUUGGGAAGCAAAUGGAAACAGAUGCAAGCUUCAUUUGGAUUCGAUGAGGCGUCAGCUCCAGCAGCGACCUCUCCCCAGAAGUCCUCAGCGGAUUCCUGUGAUCCUUUCACCCCUCUCAGUGGCAGUGACUGCACACGUGUGGAGCGCGUUGUCACUGAAACGGCCAACUCCCUGAUGGCCAAAAGCGCUGCGGUUAUGAAGGUCCUCAAGGAUGCCUCCCAAAGUUUCCAGAAUCUCAGCACAUCUCCGUCGGGUAGGCUAGAUGCCUUGGUAGCUGGACCGCAAUCUGAGUUCCCGCUGGAGUUGACCCCACGACUUCAAGUCAACGAUGUCACCAUUUUGGAAUCCCAAGCGUUUAAGACGGACUCAAAUAAGGAAAACAAUGUCAAUGUCCCGAAUCUGUCGCUGUUCGACUUUAGUAAGAACGGAGACGACGACGAUCUGCUGAAUAUCAGCGAUAGUAUUCUUAAGGACAUUAUCAUGUAGUGGGAAGAAAGAAAGGAUACGCGCAACCACAUGUGGGCAGUAUUAUUUAUUUUGUGUACAUUCUUAGAAUUCUUUACAACUGAAUGCUACAAAAAGUUAGUUGUCACGGCCACUCGUUCUUUACCCGUUUACAAAAUCAGCCUUUCAUAAAUGAAUGAUUUGAGCGUUUUCUGAUUGAAAUGGAGAAGCGGGGAUAUGGUGAAUUUUCAGAAAAUAAAAAACCAUAUUGGAGAAGGAUGAUGUUCGUGGAAUUCAUUUUUAUUAAAUUCGAAAAUAAUAAUGUAACUGAAAGUAACGUGAUCGAGUUAAUUCGUAAACUAAGGAGUAUGAAUGUGAGAUAUGUACUAUGUGUUCCUGCAUACAUAAAUCGUUUUUGUAUUGUA